Messenger RNA from Callorhinchus milii (elephant shark), 3229 nucleotides. It is a transcript of the gene wscd2, whose product is annotated as WSC domain containing 2. The transcript is spliced from 9 exons. Lineage: Eukaryota; Metazoa; Chordata; Chondrichthyes; Chimaeriformes; Callorhinchidae. The record is from RefSeq and is a predicted model, not a curated record. The coding region runs from base 1311 to 3173 and encodes 620 amino acids. Gene Ontology annotation, molecular function: sulfotransferase activity.
CACACAGACAGAGACACAGACACAGACAGACACACACACAGUGAUAGUGAAAUGAACCCUUUGGCAUUUCAGAUGAAACCUUUUCCCCUCUGAAUCUGUGAAUUUGGGGGGAAACUGCCCCAAAUCUUUCUUUCUAUCAAAACCCUUUAUUCCAAAUCCUCCUUAAUCAGAAUUAAGUGCCCGAGGAUCUGAGAGUGAGAGAGUGAGAGAGUGAUUUUUACACACAGAUAUAUAUAUAUAUAUAUAAGGCAUUACGUUGAUCUCAGUUGGUGAGACAGUGGAGUAUCAGAGGCAGAGAGAGAGAGAGAGAGAGUGAGAGAGGGUUCAUGUGGAUGUGUGCAGAUAAAAUGCGGAUAGAAGCUGUUUCUUAUUUUAUUGCACACAAAUAAUAGAUGUGAGAGAGAGACAGAGAGAGACAGAGAAGGGGUGAAGCCCGACAGCAGCUGAUGUGAGCUGCACAGUCUCAGCAGCUGAUGCUGAUCGCUUUUUCUUGGCUUCUGAAUCUCCAGUUCUGACCGUCUGCUGAGAGCAGGGGGUACCGCACAGGCCCAUGGACGGAGGGCAGGAGAACCUGAGGGUCCCUCACCCGCUGGGGCGUCCCAGAGCCUCCGAGGGUGGCCCGAGGGAGACUCGUCGCGCGGGAGGAAGAUGGUGAACGUGGGUACGGCUCGAAUCGGCUUCCGCAGCGGCUGAAUCGCCCGCCCGCCCACCCAAGGCUCUCCGAGCUCACAGUCUGGGCUGAGGGGGAGAGAGAGAGACACGUUGCCCUUCGGAUGAGACGUUAAACCUCAUUCGCUCACUCGUCUGUGCCCGGACAUCCAAAAUUCCCACCACGCUGUUGGGAAAGAGAACAGAGUUUCUCUCUCUCUCUCCCCGUGUCCUGGCCAACAAUCCCUCCCCACCCCCCGCCCCUCUCUCAAGAUAAACCGGACACUAGCUGAACAUCUACCCACCCACCACCACCACCGGGGGGGACCUUUGGAGACAAAUUCAAAGCGGACGACUCCACGCGGAGGGGGGAGAACAUUAACAGACCCGAGUGGAGUGGAGACAGGUGCGUCGGAGAAACAGCGCCCCCUAUCUUCCCCGACUGUCCAGAGCAAGACGGACCUCGCCUAAGAAUUAUUAAGGAUUCAUUUGUGGCUCCGAUUUUUUUCACACGUGAAUGAGAAGGAAAGCACUGCCGGGAAGGUCAGACCUCGAGCCCAUUUUGCCACCGAGAGGAUUCGAGUCAGACCUGGGCUGCCCGAAUAUACAAAGAUGGAUUGCUCCCUGUGUUUGCAGGAUAUUAUAUAUUUGCUUUUGCUCGAAUGAAAACGUCUCUUAUCUAUAAUAAUCGUAAUAAUAAUAAUAAAUAUAUAGUUACACAUCUACAAAUAGACAUUUUUUUUGUCCACCAUCUCGCAUCCACAGGAGGUGAUGAGGCGGGAAUGGCCAGACUAACGCUUAAAAUCCAGCGGUACUUCCGGCGCAAACCCAUUCGCUUCUUCUCCUUCAUCAUCGUGUACCUGAUGGCCGGGAGCUUGGCCUACCUGCACUCGGGCUUUGUCGGGGACAGCUAUUUGGCGUACAAGGAUCCGAGGCCCGGGGAGGGCGUGUUGGCGGUUGCCGGACGCCCAGGGCGAGAGGGGCUACAGCGACUGGCCUUGCUCCACCUCGGCCGGGGCUACUCUCAGGCCUUGGAGAGCGAUCAGAGACCCGGGGACAAGCACGGAGCUGCCCCCCGGAGGUUCGGCCCCCCCUGGAUGAAAGCGGCCUCCCAGGACUCCGGGGAUAAGCUCAAACCCGGGGAGCGUGUGGGCAGCUGGAGCAGAGCGCUGAAGGGCAAAGUCUCCCGGGACCUGGAGGACAACAGAGCGAGAUACGUGGGCUGUUAUCUGGACAGCACGAAGCACAGAGCGCUGAGGGGAAGUGCCUUCUUUGACUACAGGAAGAUGACCGUGUUCCGUUGCCAGGAUAACUGCGCCGAACGGGGCUAUCAGUACGCAGGCCUGGAGUUCGGAGCUGAGUGUUACUGUGGGCACAAGAUCCAAACGCAGAACACGAGCGAGACCGAGUGUAACAUGAAAUGCAAAGGAGAGAAAAGCAGCGUGUGUGGGGGAGGGAACCGCCUCUCCGUGUACCAGCUCGAACUGACCCAAGACUCCGCUAGACGCUACGGCAGUGCUGUGUUCCGAGGCUGCUUUAAGAAGCCGGGAAACGUCUCGCUCGCUCUCCCAGCGAGCAGCGUGUUGCUCAACAUGUCCGUGGAGAAGUGCGUGGAGUUCUGCACCGAGAAGGAGUACACGCUGGCGGUGUUAGGGGGAACGUCCUGUCACUGUGGCUUCCCCACUGUACGCUUCACCCUGCACGAGCCGGAGGACGAGAACCUGUGCUUGCAGCGCUGUGCGGGCGAGGAGCUCGAGAACUGCGGCAACGAGGAAUACUUUGUGGUUUACCAAACGCAAGUACAAGACAAUCGCUGUAUGGACAGGCGCUUCCUGCCCACUCGCUCCAAACGCCUGGUGGCUCUGGCCAGCUUCCCGGGGGCCGGCAACACAUGGGGGCGUCACCUGAUCGAGCUCAGCACGGGCUAUUACACCGGCAGCUACUACUUUGACGGCUCGCUGUACAAUAAAGGGUUUAAGGGUGAACGAGACCAUUGGAAAAGUGGCCGCUCCAUCUGCAUAAAAACCCACGAGAGCGGGAGGAGAGAGAUCGAGGCCUUCGACGGGGCCAUCCUUCUGGUCCGAAACCCCUACAAGGCCCUGAUGGCAGAAUUCAACCGCAAAUAUGGGGGGCACAUCGGCUUCGCCUCCGAGGCUCACUGGAAAGGGAAAGAGUGGCCGGAGUUCGUGAGGAACUACGCCCCCUGGUGGGCCUCCCACACACUGGACUGGCUGCAGUUCGGCCGGAAGGUGCUGGUGGUACAUUACGAGGAGCUGAAGAGGGACCUGUUUAAGCAGCUGAAGAGGAUGGUGGGCGUCCUGGGGGGACAGGUGUCCGAGGACAGGCUGCUGUGCGUCGAGUGCCAAAAGGACGGCAGCUUCAAGCGCUCGGGCCUCCGCAAGCUGGAGUACGACCCCUACACCCCCCAGAUGAAGACCCUCAUCUCCUCCCUCAUCAAGACUGUGGACGUGGCCCUCAAACUGAGGAACAUGACAGGAGUCCCAGAGGAUUACAUUCCCAGAUGAUUUUUGUUGGAGAUCGCAUUGAAAACACGGCGCUAGUUCCCCCUCUCUUCCCCCCC